AUGGUAGCGCUCGCAGAGGUCUGGAGGGCACCCAGGGGACGCGAGCUGGCCGGAGAGCUCGUCCACAGCCUAGAGAUGCUGUACGACAUCAUCGAGCGACCCGAGGGUGGCGGCAGCAGCGCCUACAAGGGAGCAGUCAAACAGGCGCUCGACGUCGCCGCGGCGCUCAACACGGCGGGCAAGAACCUACCCAGCGUCGAACAGUGGCGGCGGUUCAGGGCGGCGGCGUCGGGAGCCCACCCUGCCCCUACACAACGCGAACGGGCGGCCACGAGGGCGAGAAUGGCGGCAACGGGCUAUGCGACCAACGCAGCCAGGAAGGCCUCAAAGACGAUUACGUGGACGGCCAUCGAAUGGCGCAAGACGAACGCGCCCGCGCGCGACACGAGCGGGGGCGCACCCAGCGGCGGACAGGGGGAUGCCGAGCCUUCGAUCAGGGUGGUCGUCGCUGGAAGCCGACGAGCGGAGACGCGCGACACGGGAGCGGACAGAGUCCCGCGCCCCUUGCCAGUCAACAUCAUGAGAGGCACCGGGCUCGGCAACCCAUUCCCCAUGGGGAAGAGAGGCACCGACGAGGCGCUGCGCGACCAGAUCCACGCCAGCGCUCAUCCGACAGGCCAACGGGCAGCCCUUCUCGCAGGAGAGAUCGCCCCUCGACGCUCCGACGAAGCUAGGACGGGGAACGACGCCGUCGUGGCGAUGCGGGCAGCGCUGAACGGCCGCGGCAACGCCAAGGUGGUGCGGCUCGGAUGCUCGCCCUCGUGUUGA
Molecule: messenger RNA, 768 nt
Organism: Emiliania huxleyi CCMP1516
Lineage: Eukaryota; Haptophyta; Isochrysidales; Noelaerhabdaceae
Exons: 4
Coding region: 1-768 (255 amino acids)
Source: RefSeq, a predicted model, not a curated record